Molecule: messenger RNA, 1152 nt
Organism: Auxenochlorella protothecoides
Lineage: Eukaryota; Viridiplantae; Chlorophyta; Trebouxiophyceae; Chlorellales; Chlorellaceae
Exons: 9
Coding region: 1-1152 (383 amino acids)
Source: RefSeq, a predicted model, not a curated record
AUGAAUUCCACCGCUGUAUUCAGUGCGCAAGUGGUUCGGAAGCAGAGGGUGGCUGUGAAGGUCAUAGCCGAUGCCAAUGAGUCCCUGAAGGAGCAGAUAGUCCUUGAAAACAAGCAGACCGUGAAUGGCACAACAUCUGAAGGCUUUGCGACUCUGGCAGAGUUGCAGGACGCAGCCAACACCUAUGUCCAGAGGAUCACAGAGACGCAGCUGCAGAAAGCGGCGCUCGUGGCGGCCAAUGCUAAGCUGGAGGAUGUCAUUGCCGAGCAGCGAAGGGAGAGUGGGGGACCCAAUGCCUGCUCCAAGAAAGUUAUCCAGGGACGGAGGAGGCUCAAGAUCCUGGAGGACCAGCUGCAGGCCGCUUCUGUCCGCAGGGACCAGUUCCUCCUCGCGCAAUCCCACCGGGUCCAGGCCCUACAGCUGGAGACCACCGUGACGCAGGGCGCGGCCGCCAAGACCCGCGCCCGCCUGGCCAGGCGCAAGAACGACCUGCUGGACCUGGUGGCCGACAUCUGCGAGGCGCACGAGGCGCGGGAGAAGGCGCUGGCCCUGAUCGCGCACACCCGGGGACAAAUGGAUCGCGAGGCCGCGGUGCUGGAGCAGGAGUGGCGCAAGCUCACCCAGAUCCUCGACCUGGAGCGGCUGGCGCGGGACGAGCAGCGUCGGCGGGAGCAUGCCCAGCGCGAGCAGCAAAUGGCCAACCUGUUUGCCCAGGACUUUGCCGCGCCGACCCUGGGACCCCGGGCCCGGGGUCCCGGCAGCGGCACCGGGCGGGUGCAGGCCUGCGCGGAGGCCUUUCAGAAGAUAUCCGGUGCAACAGGCUACAGCAGCAUGGAGGAGCUGGCAGCCGAGCUGGUGGCCAUGCAGCAGCGGAACUUUAUGCUCUUCAAGCACAUGACGCAGGCGCAGCUUGAAACCGAGGCCAACCGUCAGGCGGCGGCCGGUUUUCGUCGGGAGGCUGCUGCGACGAGGGAUGCAGUGGCGGCAGCAAGGCAGGCGCAGAAGUGCGCAGAAUUCGCACGGGAGGUGGGGGAGCGGACCGACAAGGUGCAAUCCGACACUGCGGCGCUGGCACGCCAACUCACGGAUCGCGAUAGGCUGCUCGAGGAGCUGGGGAGGAGGGUGCUGGCCAUGACGGAGGAUGCAGGGUAG